AUGACACCGGAAGCCUCACGUUCGAGGUUACACGUGCCUCGGUCGAAACCUUUACGCCAGCAACAAGAAAAUAUGAACACAUUAGUAUCCCUUCCAUGUGACCCCAGCGAAAUUUUACUAGCUACUGCAAUUAUCAAGGUUCAAGCAGCAGAUGGAUCUUACCUAAAUAUGAGAGCGCUCCUUGAUCAGGGCUCACAGAUCUCAAUUAUAAGCGAAAACGCCGCGCAACUGUUAAAAGUACCUCGCCAAAAAUGCGAUGGAUAUAUCUCUGGUAUUGGAAACAAAGCUAAUAAUUGUAAGGGUAAAAUAACCAUGAACUGCAUGUCAAAUAUUAACAAUUUCACCUUUGAAACGGAUGCGUUUAUAAUGAAAAAGCUUGUGAGGAAUUUACCAAAUCAUACAAUUCCAAAACCCGAUUGGCCCAUGCUUGAUCAAAUAAAAUUAGCUGACUCAGAAUUUUAUAAAAGUAGGCCUAUUGAUAUAUUAUUAGGUGCUGAUGUUUAUUCAGAAAUUCUUAUGGAUGGUAUUUGCCGCUCUAAUGCUAUGUUUCCCGUCGCCCAACAAACUCAACUAGGAUGGAUCUUAAGCGGCAACUGUAAGUCAGAAUAUCAAUGUAAUCUUGUUUUAAACAGCGAUAUCCAGCAGUUUUGGGAAAUGGAGGAUGUCCCUGAACCUUUAUACGUAUCUCAGGAAGAUCAAAAUUGUAUAGAUUUUUAUCAAAACACAACAGAAAGACGUGAUGAUGGUUGUUACGUGGUGAAAAUACCUUUAAAGGAAAAUUUCGAAGAAAAAUUGGGUGAGUCAAAAUCUAAAUGUAUCGCUCAAUAUAUGCAAUUAGAAAACAAAUUAAUAAAACAAAGUCAUUUGGCACGCGAGUAUAAGCUAUUCAUAUCGGAAUACAAAGAACUCGGACAUAUGAUACCCUGUAUGUCGGACGCCGACUUAAGGCCCAGUUGCUACCUACCGCACCAUUGUGUCUUACGCGCAGAGUCAUCAACUACAAAGUUGCGAGUUGUGUUUAAUGCUUCCUCGAAAACCUUGAGUGGUUUUAGCCUUAAUGAUCUCAUGUAUAGAGGGCCUAAUCUGCAACAAGACCUUCAAAUCCUAAUCUUAAGAUGGCGCCUAUUUAAGUACGGGUUUACGGCUGAUAUUGAGAAAAUGUUUCGUAAUAUAUGGCUGCACGACGAACAUCAAAAACUACAGAAAAUUAUUUGGCGUGAUCAUAAAUCCCAACCUUUACAGGAGUUUCAACUAGCAACUGUGACAUAUGGAACAAAAUCUGCACCUUUUUUGGCGAUGAUGACCCUGAAAAAACUCGCUAAUGAUGAGCGGUCAAAUUAUCCUAAUAGUAUCGCACCCCAUGUGUUAGAAAAUUCGUUUUACAUGGAUGACCUUUUGCACGGUUCGCACACUGUGGAAGAAGCGAAACGAUUAAAAUUAGAUCUUAUAAGCCUUCUUAAAGCUGGCGGUUUUAAUCUCAGAAAAUGGCGUUCAAAUUUGCUUGAUUUAUCGGAUGAUAUGGAUGAUAUUGAAAAGGCGGAAUUUGAUUUUAAACAUUUAGAGUCUACAAAAAUGUUAGGUUUACGCUGGGAUCCUAAUGAAGAUCAAUUUAUCUUUUACCCCAUUGAAUUUAUCUCAAAUCCUAUUCCUACAAAGCGACAAUUUUUGUCCGAAAUAUCGAAAAUCUUUGAUCCCUUAGGCUGGCUAGCACCCGUUACUAUAAAGCUAAAAAUUUUAUUUCAAGAAACAUGGAAAUCUGAUCUAAGAUGGGAUCAACCUGUAACCCCCGAGAUAGCUUCAGAGUGGAAUAGAAUAAAGGACGACAUACCUCAUAUAAAGAAAUUUAAGAUACCUCGAUGGAUACAAACGCAAGAUAAAGAUAUUAUCGAACUUCACGGAUUUUGUGACGCUAGUACAAAAGCGUACGCAUGUGUCGUGUAUUGUAAAAUAAAGAGAUAUAAUACUACACAUGUUACCCUAGUCGCAGCAAAAUCUAAAGUCGUACCCUUAAAGAAGGCCUUAUCCAUACCUCGAUUAGAACUUUGCGGAGCUUUGUUGUUAUCAAAGUUGAUGAAAAGUAUAGUCGAAUGCGUACCUAACUUUACCGUACGUGUUUAUGGAUGGGUUGAUUCUACGGCCGUACUUGGUUGGAUAAAUGGAGAACCAGAUAAGUGGAAGCCUUUUGUUGCAAACCGCGUAAAAAUGAUUUGUGAAACAAUCCCAAAAAAUCAAUGGCAAUAUGUUAAUACUACAGAAAACCCGGCGGACUGUGCUAGUCGCGGAUCAACUGCGCUUAAUCUCGCUAACUCAUCAUAUUGGUGGAACGGGCCUAAAUGGCUACCUCAAUAUAAUCCCAAAGAACAUACUGAAAAUCCUACAUAUACAACUAAUGAAGAUCUUAAAAAGAACAUAACAUGCGUUAAUGCGGCAACUACAAGAUCAGAUUACAUAAUAAAACAAUUGUUAUCUAAAUAUAGCUCUCUUAGGAAAAUUAUAAGAAUUUUAGCGUAUAUUGUGAAAUUUAUCGAUAAGAUUAUUUACAAAAAAACGUAUGAAUAUAAUUAUCUUACUAUGAAAGACUUAAAGCGUGCCAGAGAAAUGAUAAUAAGACAUGUUCAAGAUGAAUAUUUUUUUCAAGAAAAAUCUCAGCUUUCAAACGGCCUACCUCUUAGUAAAAAGAGUACAAUUUUAAGUUUGAACCCCGUUUUAGACUCUACUGGAUUGCUACGAGUCGGUGGGCGGCUAAAAAACUCUAAUAUUAAUCCCGAAAUGAAAUAUCCUAUUAUUAUUCCGCCACAAUCGAAGUUAGCUGAGCUUAUUAUUGACGAAUCACACGAACUUGUGUUUCACGGCGGACCAAAAUUAACUGCAGGUUUUAUACGACAAAAAUACUGGAUUCUAAGAGGAAACAGGGCUGUCAAAAAGAGGUUACGAUUAUGUGUAAAAUGCAAAAAAGUGGAUCCUACAUUGCAACACCAACUUAUGGGUGAUUUACCCCCUUCCCGUGUCAUACCCAGCCGACCCUUUUAUAACACGGGAAUAGAUUUUACGGGACAUGUUUUAGUGAAAGCGAAUAAAGGCCGUGGAAUCAAAACAUCAAAAGGAUAUAUAGCCGUCUUUAUAUUAUGUAUGGUGACGAAAGCUGUACAUUUAGAAUUAGUCUCCGAUCUCACAGCAUCAGCGUUUAUAGCUGCGUUGCGGCGAAUGUCCGCUAGAAGAGGCGUUCCACGACAUAUUUAUAGUGACCAAGGAACAAACUUCAUAGGUGCUAACAAUAUAUUACAACGAGAAUAUACACAGAUCUUAGAAAUCCUAUCAAGUAACGAGUGUACCUCUAUUAUAUCAGAAAUGAAUAUAGAUUGGCAUUUCAACGCCCCAUCGUGGCCUUCAGCGGGUGGAUUAUGGGAAGCUGCGGUGAAAAGCCUCAAACAUCAUCUUAAACGAGUCAUUGGCGAACAAAAACUCGCCUUUGAAGAAUAUUCGACCUUGUUAUCUCAACUUGAAGCUUGUUUGAAUUCAAGACCGCUUUGCCCGUUGACAGAAGACCCCGAUAACCUAGACUAUUUAACACCGGCCCAUUUCCUAGCAAGCGGCCCUAAUCUAACUAUUUUUGAUACAGAAAAUGAUCUUAGAACUCGAUGGCACUUAACUCAGAAAAUCUAUCAGGACGUUUGGGUUAAAUGGAAGAAUGAAUAUCUCACGCAACUAUCUAUAAGAUCCAAAUGGAAACAACCUCAAACAGAUCUGAAGUUGAACGAUAUAGUCAUCAUAAAGGAUGAAAACUUGCCGCCCGGCAAAUGGGCUUUAGGGCGAGUCGUACAACUACAUCCCGGAAGUGACGGCCUUGUGAGGGUUGUCACUCUUAAAACCAAAAACGGAUACAUGAAACGACCUAUUGUUAAGCUAUCACUGUUACCUACAAAUACACAUACAAUUAAUGAAUCUACCGACUAUGAUAAGGAAGAAAUUAAAAUCUCGAAAACAAAGAAUCCCCGUGGCAUGUCCUUCUCCGCUAUAGUGUUAUCGUUAACAUUAUUUUUCCUCUCAAUAAUAAGUUCGUGUCACGCACAGUUUACGUAUACACCAUUAAAUAACAACAGUAUUUAUUUUGACAAAUUAACGAACAUGCGGCUGGUUGGAGACGAUUGGAAGCUAAUAGUUUAUUAUGAUAAAUACCCUUAUCAAGAAGGAACGGCCGCACUCGUAAAAGACAUACAAUAUCUCAAAACAAUAUGUCCCAUGAUAAGAGAACAACUAACACAAUGCGACGCUAUACUAUUACAGCUCGAGCACGAGUUCGGCGAAUUGGAAUAUUAUAAUAACAUUUUAUUUAUGAGUGAUUCAUUUGAUAUGGGAGCUAAGCGCCCGCGUCGUGGUUUAAUAGACGGAGUAGGCUACGUCGCUAACAAUCAGGAUCUCAAUACAAACAGUUCGGAAGAUAUUAAGCAAUUUGACGAAAUAAAAAGAAAAAUUGACCUCCUAAAACUGAGUGAACCAUUGGGCACGAAGUUGUCGUAUCACGACAUUCAUCAUUACUUCAUAAUAUAUGUGUUAAUUGGAAUUCUUGUUGUUGUGGCAAUAAUAACGUAUUGGAGACAGCUGCGUCGUCGACGAGCUUCAGCAGAGCCGGCGGUGGAGGCUGCGACCAACGUCGCGGUCCCCGCCCGGCCACCUCCAACCCCGGUGACAAGUGAUUGUGUGAUAAGUGUUAGUGAAUGUGAUGUGCGCGUAAAUAAACAUGACCAGGCCUCGUCGCCAAUCUUUCGAGUGUUCUCGCUUCCCAACUUAAGUGAAUCUCUGUAA
Messenger RNA from Colias croceus (clouded yellow), 4803 nucleotides. RefSeq lists its product as uncharacterized. NCBI's taxonomy places the organism in Eukaryota, Metazoa, Arthropoda, Insecta, Lepidoptera, Pieridae. Gene Ontology annotation, biological process: proteolysis; DNA integration. The record is from RefSeq and is a predicted model, not a curated record. The transcript has 2 exons. The coding region runs from base 1 to 4803 and encodes 1600 amino acids. Gene Ontology annotation, molecular function: nucleic acid binding; aspartic-type endopeptidase activity.